AUGGAUUUAUUGGCCAGUAACAACGAAAGACGGGAUUUAUCCCCCCAAGUAACUGCUUGUCUUAGAGCUGUAACUGUUCUUUUAAAUUCUGAUGGAAAUUUAAUAAAUCAAAAAGGAGGGGGGAAUUUAAUUGAUGGAAGUGCUUCUGCUACUGCUUUGACUGAUCUAGGCAUUCCUCAUGUUGCCGAUAAUCCUUAUAAUGGGGAAACAAAUAUUGGAAUGGUGGGUUUUUUUUGUUUUUUUUUAAUUGAGAGAGGAGGAGGAAGGAUCUCCUUAUAAGAUAUGUAAUUAAAAAAUUGUAUUGAGGAGAUUGUUUUGAUGUUUUGGGGACAGCCAAACAUAUUUUAACAAAUUAGGAUUUAAAGAAGUUAUCUUUUAAUAGGGAGGUCCUCUGGUUGUUAUUUUUUGUUUAAAUUAUUCUUUAAAGGGAAUAGGGAAUUUUUAAUUUUAGUUAAAAUUAUUUAAAAAAUACCCAGUAAUUUUUUUUUAAACUAUUUUCUUAAAUUAAAUUUAAAAUAAAAAAUUUUUUUAAUAUUUUUUAAAUUAUUUUUCUAUACUAAACUUUUAUUUUUUAAAUAUUUAUUUCCUUUUAAUUUUUGUAUUUUUCUGCCUAUUAAAUUUUUUCUUUCCUUUUUUUUAAUUUUAAUUUUCCAUUUCCUUUUUAUUUAAAAGAGAAAAAUAUUUGACUUUAAAGAAUAUAUUGAGUAAAAUAUUUUAGUAGGUAAAGUACACAUAAAUUUUCUUUUAUUUAAAAAAAAUAAUUUUUGCCUCAAAAUAAUUGACCAGAUAAAAAUACUAUUAAAUGGCAAAGCAAAAGUGUAAAUUAGAAAAUAAAAAAGACGGAGAUUUUUUUAUUUUACUUAAGGCAUUUUUAUUUUUUCGCUCUGACGAUUUUUUUAUUAUUUUUAAUGCCGACAGAUUUUGCUCGUAUUACAUACACACACACAAGUUUUAUUUAUUUUUUUUGUUAAAAUAUUCUUUUCUUAAAA
Molecule: messenger RNA, 989 nt
Organism: Meloidogyne enterolobii
Lineage: Eukaryota; Metazoa; Nematoda; Chromadorea; Rhabditida; Meloidogynidae
Source: the annotation of a GenBank genome assembly